AAAUGGAAGAAUGAGCCUAAUCUCAAUUGAAUCGAGUAACUUUGCAUGGGCAAGUCGAUUUGGAUUUGCAUGCAUGCAAGCAAUGGAUAAUCGUGCUUAAUGCAGGAGUGAUUGUAUUCACAGGAGCAGUUGACGUCACACCAACCAUGAAGGCUUCUUUGAAGCUGAGAGAAGGGCAGAAGCCGCUGGUUAGGGCUAAGAUUCCCAUUAACAUAUUAGGUCUAUCGUUGAUCUCUGGGAUUGCUGUAGGAGAUAGCAAAGAAUUGUGCUUGCAUAUGGGUACUUUCUGGGACGCAGGCCCUGCUGUAAAAGUCGCUUACAAGCGUAAUGAUACAUGGAAUCCUUUCAGUAUGGUGCUCAAAAUGGGAAUCGGUGAGUGGGGUUCUCCUUCAGCGGCUGCCUUGGCGAUGACCAUAGAAAUUAAUCUUUUAGGUAGGGGAAAUCCUUCCUUCUUCUUGAACUUCAAACCCCAAUUCGGCGAUUUCACAAUUAGAAAGUCUGUCAGAUCUUCACUUGUAUUGCCCACAAAGCAAUCUGAGGAAUAUGGUUUGUUUGGGCCAAAGCAGCAUAGACUAGUCAGAGCAUUGUCAAGAUGA
Messenger RNA from Cryptomeria japonica (Japanese cedar), 596 nucleotides. RefSeq lists its product as uncharacterized. Lineage: Eukaryota; Viridiplantae; Streptophyta; Pinopsida; Cupressales; Cupressaceae. Bases 147 to 596 code for a protein of 149 amino acids. The transcript has a single exon. The record is from RefSeq and is a predicted model, not a curated record.